Molecule: messenger RNA, 378 nt
Organism: Paraglomus occultum
Lineage: Eukaryota; Fungi; Glomeromycota; Glomeromycetes; Paraglomerales; Paraglomeraceae
Source: the annotation of a GenBank genome assembly
AUGCAAGCGACUCGGUGCUUGCUGAACGUGACAAAGAAAACUACGGGGAUUUUUGGUCUUCCUGUUCACCCCAAUCCCCGGCCUCACUUAAUCAAAACCUACAAUGACACUCUUGCUGCUUUGUCUCGCUUACCAACCGUAGCUGUCUACCGACAAGCCACAGAGGCUUUGACAAAGCACAGACUCUCUGUAGUAGAAUCCACUGAGAAUAUUUCCGAAAUUGAGAAAAAAAUAGAUGCCGGUCAGAUCGAGCAGAUUAUCACGCAAGCCGAAGAUGAACUGCGAUUAGUGGCAAAAGUGGAAGAAUGGAAACCGUGGGAACCACUUCAAGAGCCUCCACCCAAGGGUCAAUGGGAUUACAGCAUGUUUAAAGGAUAA